AUGCCCGACAUGAACGGUGAUGCGCGCAGCUCGUCCCGGAGCAGUCACGGUGCCAAGAGCCCGACGCGAGUCAACGGAAAUGGCAGCAUGCACAGGUCGAUGGAGAAGGAGCGACCAAGUUACGACAGGACAGACACUUCUGCCAGCGGCUGGGCAACGGAGAACGAGGACGAUGAGGGUCCGGAGAAGAAGACCCAAUCCGAGUACGAAAAGAAGAAGCAGACCUUCAUCACCCGAGCAAUCUGGACCUUGGUCAUGAUCGGCAUCUUCUUCGGCUCCAUGUUCGCCGGCCACAUCUACGUGAUCAUUAUCAUCACCGCCGUCCAGAUCAUUAGUUUCAAGGAAGUUAUCGCCAUCUCGAAUGUGCCUUCGCGGGCCCGGAGUCUACGAUUCACCAAGACGCUGAACUGGUAUUUCUUGGGCACGACCAUGUACUUCCUCUACGGCGAGAGUGUGAUCUACUACUUCAAACAUAUCGUCUUGGUUGAUCGUGUGCUGCUGCCUUUUGCAACCCACCACCGGUUUAUCAGCUUCAUGCUAUACGUCAUGGGCUUCGUCUUCUUCGUCGGAUCUCUCCAAAAAGGCCACUACAAGUUCCAAUUCACCCAGUUCGCCUGGACCCACAUGGCUCUCUACCUAAUCGUGGUGCAAGCCCACUUCAUCAUGAACAACAUCUUCGAGGGCAUGAUCUGGUUCUUCCUCCCCGUCAUGCUCGUCAUCACCAACGACAUCUUCGCCUACAUUUGUGGUAUCACCUUCGGCCGGACCCAGCUUAUCAAGUUGAGUCCCAAGAAGACAGUCGAAGGCUUCGUCGGCGCCUGGAUCUGCACCAUCAUCCUCGGCUUCGGCCUAACCAACAUCCUCAUGCGCUACAAAUACUUCAUCUGCCCCGUCAACGACUUGGGGGCCAACAUCUUCACCGGCCUCGAAUGCGUCCCCAACCCGGUCUUCAUCCCGCAAACCUACCACAUCCCCUUCAUCCCCCACAACUGGACCCUCCUCCCGACCCACGUCGCCGUCUCCCCGAUGCAAUUCCAUAUCCUCAUCAUGUCGACCUUCGCCUCCCUCAUCGCGCCCUUCGGCGGCUUCUUCGCCAGCGGGUUAAAACGCACGUUUAAUAUCAAGGAUUUCGGCGAUUCCAUCCCCGGACAUGGCGGGAUGACGGAUCGGAUGGAUUGUCAGUUCAUCAUGGGAUUUUUCGCUUUCAUGUAUUAUCAGAGUUUCAUCGCCGUGUAUAAAGCUAGUGUGGGGAGUGUGAUUGAGACGGCUAUUACGGGUCUUAGUCCGGAGGAGCAGGUCGAGGUUGUCAAGGGGUUGGCGAAGCAUUUGUAUAAUCAGGGGGCGGUGGGGAUUAAAGUGGUGGAGUAUCUGAAUGAGAAUCUGAGGUUGGCGGCGAAGAGAUGA
Messenger RNA from Recurvomyces mirabilis, 1404 nucleotides. RefSeq names its product phosphatidate cytidylyltransferase (gene CDS1). The record is from RefSeq and is a predicted model, not a curated record. Gene Ontology annotation, molecular function: phosphatidate cytidylyltransferase activity. Gene Ontology annotation, cellular component: endoplasmic reticulum membrane. Bases 1 to 1404 code for a protein of 467 amino acids. The transcript is spliced from 4 exons. NCBI's taxonomy places the organism in Eukaryota, Fungi, Ascomycota, Dothideomycetes, Mycosphaerellales, Teratosphaeriaceae.